Molecule: messenger RNA, 747 nt
Organism: Emericellopsis cladophorae
Lineage: Eukaryota; Fungi; Ascomycota; Sordariomycetes; Hypocreales; Bionectriaceae
Product: Methylthioribulose-1-phosphate dehydratase-like protein
Exons: 2
Coding region: 1-747 (248 amino acids)
Cellular component (GO): cytoplasm
Molecular function (GO): methylthioribulose 1-phosphate dehydratase activity; metal ion binding
Source: RefSeq, a predicted model, not a curated record
AUGACUGCUCAAAUGGCUUCAGGAGACGAGCUCGUGACCUCGUCCAGUCCGGACCACCCCGCCAACCUCAUCCCAUCUCUGUGCGCCAAAUUCUGGACGCUGGGAUGGGUCACAGGUACCGGCGGUGGAUGCUCCAUCCGCGAAGAUGACCUCGUCUACAUUGCCCCCUCUGGUGUGCAAAAAGAGCUCAUGAAGCCAUCAGACAUUUACGUCCUCUCCCUCGCGGCCCAGGACGCCUCCCUCAAGAACCGCGUGUACCUGCGGUCGCCGCCAUGCUACAAGCCCAGCCAAUGCACGCCUCUCUUCCUCGCCGCCUUUACCCUCCGCGGCGCAGGCUGUUGUAUCCACACGCACUCUCACUGGGCCGUGCUCGUGACCCUCCUGCUGGAGAGCACCGACUCUCCCAAGAUGUUUGAGAUCAACAAUAUAGAGCAGAUCAAGGGGUUCGGCAAGGGAUACCAGAAGACGGGGAACUUGGGAUACCACGACACCCUUCGGAUUCCCGUCAUUGAGAACACGCCCCACGAAGAGGACUUGACCGAGUUCUUGGAGGAGGCUAUGCGUCAGAACCCAGACACAUACGCCGUGCUCGUCAGGCGACAUGGCGUGUACGUGUGGGGCGACAACGUGCACAAGGCCAAGACGCAAUGCGAGAGUCUGGACUAUCUCUUCCAGUUGGCCGUGGAGAUGAAGAGGCUCAACUUGCCGUGGAUCAGCGAAGUGGCGCCAGUUGGCCCGCAGCGAUGA